AUGGUAAAGUUUCUAUUAUUUCCUGUAUUUGAUAGUCAGAAUCUAGUACCACAAGAGUACGAAGAUGAACCGAUCGAUGUCAUACCUGCACUCAACGACUUUUUAAUGUCGACCAAGGGAGGAGAAAUUAUACACUACACGAUAGGAGCUGCUAGCGGUGCGACUAUUAUCAACAAGUUCUCUACCAAGAAUAGUAGUAUUCUGGCACUACACUACAUCACAGCAUCGGAUAGCAUAUUGACAUUGGAAAAAGACACUGACAUUUCAAAGAUCAAUGUCGUUAGAAUCUAUCAAAACUGGAGACAGAAUCAAAACUACUCUGCUGUAACAUCGUUUGAUCAGAUGUUAUCUUCAUCACCGUCACAGAUGGGUACUACCCCCCAAGGUGGUGGUGGUGUUGGUGGUGGUGGAAGUAGUGCUGGUAGUGGACACGGUGCCAAUUCACCUCUGCAUCACCAACAACCUUCUACACUCCCACUUCACGUCUACAAGAUACCAGUACCAUCUUCAGUGACAACUAUCAAUGUGUGUCCUGUUACAAGUCGUGUCAUUGUAGCCACUGAAAAGUCGGUCAGUGUUUGGGGCAACACCAAUAUUACCACAUCCUCUUCGAACCUACUCAACUCGUUUGAACGUAUCUUGGAUAUCGAUGCAGACAAUGUACGUCACGUUGCCAUCUAUGAAGGCUAUCUUGCCUAUUCGACCAGUACCAAUGUCAAGAUUCUGUCACUCAACAUUCAAUUCAAUGAUAUUAAUGAUCAAUUCAAUACUGCUCAUAUAGUCAAUCAUUCAUAUUCUGCUGCUGUCAAUAAUGGACCAUCAGAGAUUAUGGAAGAUGAACAUUAUUUUGAAGUUUGUUUUGAUUCAAUGGGUAAUCCAACUGGAAAGAAUCAAUUGUCUUGUUUGCAGACAACAUUUAGUAAUUCAACUAGAAUGAAUGAAGAUCAAGAAUACGAGAUUAUAGGACCAAUCACUGAUAUCGAUCAUGGUAUCAAUGUUAAUAGUGAAAGUGGAUAUUCAUUGCUUUCUUCAACUUUGGUAUUGAAUAGAAAGUUUUCACAAGACGAUGAUUUGCAUUCACUAUUCUUUUUACCAGAUCUCCCAAAAUCAACUGAAAGUGGUAAUAACAAUGGCAACAAUACUCAAAAUCAAAGUAGUGCUACACCAACUCAUCAAAAGACAUUUGUACAAAUCAAUCAACACUAUAAUAAUAAUAUUAAAACUAUACAUAAUAAUGGAAAUGGAAAUGGAAACGGAAAUAAUCAUAAUAAUAAUGAAAAGAAUAAUAAUAAUAUAUCGAUGAGAUGUGUUGUCAGUACACAAAAACAAGGUUUCUUGUAUAAUAUUACCAAACCAUCAUUGUUGGCAUCCUAUCUCUAUGCAAAUGAAACAUUAUUGUGUGCAGCUAGUCAUUGCUUCCUCUAUACCAUGACUACAGAGGGUCUCCAAACAUGGACACUUAGAUCAUGUGAAGCUCCAGAGGAUGGAAAUGUCGAUCCCCCACCCAUUGGUCUUGGAUUAAAUACAUUUGGUUGUUUGUCUAAAAUGGCAGUCAUCGGUGACCAUCUCUUACUCUUGUCCAAAUUUACUCAUGAUAUUAAUGAAAAAACAAGUUUAUUAAAAUUACCAAGUAUUAUGAGAUCACCAUCAAGAAUGGCAUCACCAGCAAAAAAACCAGUUGAAACUGGAUGGAGUAUUUAUAUAUUACAUCAUACACCAUUACAAACAUUGUAUGGUGAUAUUUUAGAAUAUGCAAAUCAAAGUCAAGAUAAAGAUGAAGAAGUAUAUCACCAAUUAUUAUUAGAAGGUCAUUUCUUACUUCAAUCAAAAUUAGCAAAUCAACAUCAAUCAAAUACAAAUAUGAAUGAUGUAGCAUCAAUUAUAAAUCAUGGAGUAGAAAGAAAUAUUUAUAGAUCAUUAUUAAAACAAUCAUCAUCGUAUUUGGGUGAUUAUUUCUUAAAAACUCAACAAGAUUAUAUGAGAGCUGCAGUUUGGUAUAGCACAAGUAAUACAGAUAUAGAAUUGGUUUUUAAUUUAUUAUCACAAAAUCCAGAAUCUCAUAAAGCAUUAAGUUAUUAUCUUAAACAAGUUUUAUUUAAUCCUUCGUCAGUUGAAUUACUUGCAAACAAAGAAGAAUUAAAUAACAAAAUAUUAAAACAUUAUCAUAGUGAAAGUCCUCAUAAUCUUUCAGUAUUGAUAUUAGAGUCAUCGGUAUCAUCGUAUUCUCAAGUAUUGGCAAUCGAUUUACUCAAAGAUUUAUCAGAAAAAUGUGAUUUUGAUAUGGAACAACGUAAUAUGAAUUAUUUUGCACUUGGUUUAUUGUAUUUGGAUCAAAACAAUAUCGAUGAAUCAAUGAAUUCACUCAAUCAAAUUCCAUUAGAUUCAUUGAUUGCUCUCAACCUUAAAAAUCCCAAAUUGUUGGCACCUAUUGGUGAUGCUGACCCUUCCGCACUUGGAAAGAUUCUUAGACAAACCAUACCAUGGGGUCUUUUGGAAAUUGUUGUACAGUUGGUUAAAGGAAAAGAAAUUACUCCCGAUGAAGGUUUCACUAUCCUUUUACAUUCCACAGAAACCUUUGCAAAAGGUAUUUUAAAUAGUAAUAGUAAUUCUUAUCAUUUACCUGAUUUUGAUUUAGAUGCAUUAUUAUUAAAAAUAUAUUUAGAAUGGUUUUUAACAUGGUAUUGUAAAGAUAUUAAUAUUAAUAUGGGAAUGAAUUCAUCAACUGCGUCUUCUAUUAGUAGUAUAUUAGAGUUGGUACCAUCAUUUGUAAAAUAUUUAAUUCACUUGUACGUUCAGGACAUACAGAGAUUCAGAGGUGACGAUAAGCAAUUGUUCCAAUCGUUGGAUAUCGACGUCGGGAUGAUUGUCAAUCAGUCGACCAUCAAAUCGAAAAAUCAACCAAGCCAACUCAACAAAAAGAUUGUUACCGACGAUUAUUGUAACCACUGGAUUCUCUUCCACGUCCACACUUACACCAUGAUUCCUCCUUGGUUAUCAAAACUGCCACCAUUCUCGGCUGAUGCUUUUAGAAAUCCAUCAGAGCGUGGUGACCCUGCCAAUCAACUCACUUCACUCUACCAUAGAAAGAUCCACUCGGUCUUGUCAAGUGCCAGAGUUCGCGACUUUGAAUUUAUGGACAACAUUGAAGCCAUGUUUACAGCUGCCAACGAUACCAACAAUAUCAUAUUUAUCGAGUUAAAGUUGGCUUGUCUUCCUCUUCUCGACCGUAUGUCAGAGGCCAUUGAAUUGGUAGUUUCAAGACAUGUAGAGGUUGUUUUGGAAUAUGGUUUACAUUAUUGUAAACAAUCAGAUUGGGCAAUUGUUUUGGAAUUAAUUUUGAAAUUAUUAAGUACCAAUCAAAACAACAACAACAAUAUUAGUAGUAAUGGAGAUACUUUAUCCUCUUCAUCUUCUACAUCACAAUCAAACUCUUCAAUUGUAUUCCAAAAACAACCAAUCAAUUUACAAAAACAAUCAAAAGAUUCUAUUGUUGGAGAAUAUGAACGAGUUUUGGACUACUUGACUGGAUUUAUGGACACUGAAUCAUUCUUGCAAUUACUUCCAACAAAUGGAAAAAUCGAAUACUUUUUACCAUUUAUCGAGAAAUCAUUUUCAAAUCAUUAUUCUCGUCAAUUAAAAUCUAAACUUUGUGAUCAUUUAUCAAAUAAUAAUUUCUAA
Messenger RNA from Cavenderia fasciculata, 3678 nucleotides. RefSeq lists its product as uncharacterized. The record is from RefSeq and is a predicted model, not a curated record. The coding region runs from base 1 to 3678 and encodes 1225 amino acids. The transcript is spliced from 6 exons. Gene Ontology annotation, biological process: organelle organization. NCBI's taxonomy places the organism in Eukaryota, Evosea, Eumycetozoa, Acytosteliales, Cavenderiaceae. Gene Ontology annotation, cellular component: cytoplasm.